AAAGAAGAGAAACUACUAUAUAGUUGAUUUUUUAGAUUUUAUUGUAAAUAUUUUGAAAUAUGUUCGGAAGUUAUCACGCACUAUUAGAAUUUUAAUUUUAAUGAAAAAAGAAAUUGUUUCAUAAAAUGGCUACGAUAGACGGUCGUCCCGCACAAUAUGGAAUUACUGUAAAACAGCUACGUGACCUUAUGGAGCUCAGGGGUCCAGAUGGAAUAGCAGAAAUUACAAAAUAUGGUGGGACACAAGAAAUAUGUAAGAAAUUGUAUACAUCGCCCAGCGAAGGACUCAGUGGAUCACAAGUAGACAUCCAACAUAGAAAAGAAACUUUUGGAUCAAAUUCAGUUCCUCCAAAACCAUCUAAAACAUUUGUGCAAUUGGUAUGGGAAGCUUUACAGGACGUUACCCUUAUCAUUCUAGAAGUAGCAGCCAUAGUGUCUUUAUUACUUUCCUUUUAUCAACCAGAAACGGAAGAAUCAAAAUUUGACGAUGACGAAACGAAUCACGGAUGGAUAGAAGGCUCAGCAAUUUUAAUUUCAGUAAUAGUAGUAGUAUUCGUAACAGCCUUCAAUGAUUAUACGAAAGAGAGACAAUUCAGAGGGUUGCAGAAUCGAAUAGAAGGAGAACACAAAUUUGCCGUAAUUAGGCAAGGAGAAGUUAAGCAAAUCUCCGUCAGUGAUAUAGUUGUAGGGGAUAUUUGCCAAAUCAGAUAUGGGGAUCUUUUACCAGCUGACGGGAUUAUCAUUCAAUCGAAUGAUUUGAAAAUAGACGAGUCCUCACUGACAGGUGAAUCAGAUCAUGUCAGAAAAGGCAAAACCUUCGAUCCAAUGUUACUUUCCGGUACUCAUGUUAUGGAGGGCUCUGGAAAGAUGCUGGUUACCGCCGUUGGUGUAAACUCGCAGGCCGGUAUUAUUCUCACUCUCCUGGGAGCUGCUGUCAAUGAACAAGAGGCCGAAGUAAAAAACAAGAAGAAAGAAGCUAAACAACAGAUAAAGAAGAAAAGUUCACCAGGUAAUGAAGAAAACGGGACAGACAACUCGCCCACAACUUCCCAAGGUGGCAAGGAAAACGUUCAAUCCACGAAAACAUCAUCCAAAAGUCCCAUGAAGGAAAAGUCUGUUCUCCAAGCGAAACUCACCAAACUUGCUAUCCAAAUCGGUUAUGCCGGUUCCACAAUAGCAGUUAUAACAGUUGUUAUAUUAGUUAUACAGUUUUGUAUCAAAACGUUCGUUAUCGAUGAGGAAAAAUGGAAAAACUCGUACGUUAAUUAUCUGGUACGCCACUUUAUUAUUGGUGUCACCGUACUUGUUGUUGCUGUGCCUGAAGGAUUACCCUUAGCUGUUACUAUAUCUUUAGCUUACAGCGUUAAGAAAAUGAUGAAAGACAACAAUUUGGUGAGGCAUUUGGAUGCCUGUGAAACUAUGGGUAAUGCCACUGCAAUCUGUUCCGAUAAAACCGGUACUCUAACAACAAAUCGAAUGACUGUUGUUCAGUCAUACAUUUGCGAACAGCUUUGUAAAAUAAUGCCGAAAUUUUCUAAUAUUCCCAGUUACGUCGGCAAUCUCAUCGUACAAGGAAUCGCCGUCAACUGCGCUUAUACGACACGUAUUAUACCUCCAGACGACGGAAACGACCUACCAAAACAAGUUGGUAACAAAACGGAAUGCGCGCUGUUGGGAUUCGUACAGGGUCUAGGUAAGAACUACCAAACUGUGCGAGAUAAUUACCCAGAAGAGAGUUUCACUCGAGUGUACACCUUCAACUCAGUGAGGAAGUCCAUGAGCACAGUCAUUCGUAGAGAGGGUGGCGGUUACCGGUUAUUCACGAAAGGAGCUUCAGAAAUAAUAUUGAAUAAGUGUGCCUUCAUCUACGGCCAGGACGGUCGCCUGCAACAAUUCACAAGAGACAUGCAGGAAAGAUUACUGAAACAAGUGAUUGAACCGAUGGCUUGCGACGGUCUGAGAACCAUCAGCAUCGCUUUCAAGGAUUUUGUACCGGGAAAAGCAGAAGCUAAUCAAGUACAUUAUGAUAAAGAACCGAACUGGAACGACGAAGACAAUAUAGUAAAUAAUUUAACUUGUUUAUGUGUGGUUGGAAUCGAAGAUCCUGUCAGGCCUGAAGUACCAGAAGCCAUAAGGAAGUGUCAGAAAGCAGGUAUCACCGUCAGAAUGGUCACUGGUGACAACUUGAACACCGCCAGGUCGAUAGCAAUCAAAUGCGGGAUCAUUAAACCUAAUGAAGACUUUCUUAUUUUGGAGGGUAAAGAGUUCAACAAGAUGAUCAGGGAUAGUGAAGGCGAGGUUCAGCAACACCUCCUCGACAAAGUCUGGCCUAAAUUGCGUGUCCUUGCUAGAUCUUCCCCAACUGACAAAUACACAUUAGUGAAGGGCAUUAUCGAUAGUAAGAUUAGCGAUAACAGGGAAGUUGUUGCAGUUACCGGCGAUGGUACGAAUGAUGGACCCGCCUUGAAAAAAGCUGACGUUGGUUUUGCCAUGGGUAUCGCCGGUACUGAUGUAGCCAAGGAAGCGUCCGACAUUAUUCUGACUGACGACAAUUUCAGUAGUAUUGUGAAAGCAGUUAUGUGGGGUAGAAACGUUUAUGACAGUAUAGCCAAAUUCUUACAAUUUCAGCUUACUGUCAAUGUUGUUGCUGUUACCGUAGCUUUCAUUGGUGCUUGCGCUGUACAGGACAGUCCGCUGAAGGCUGUACAAAUGUUGUGGGUGAAUUUGAUAAUGGACACCUUAGCUUCUUUAGCUUUGGCUACUGAAAUGCCCACCGGAGAUUUGCUACUUAGAAAACCGUAUGGCAGAACAAAACCGUUGAUUUCAAGAACGAUGAUGAAAAAUAUUUUAGGACAAGCGAUCUAUCAAUUAGUGGUUAUAUUUGGAUUGCUUUUCGUAGGCGACAAAUUUCUAGAUAUAAAGUCUGGAAGAGGAGCUGAAAUUGGUCAAGGACCAACUCAACAUUUCACCGUUAUUUUCAAUACUUUCGUUAUGAUGACUUUUUUUAAUGAAUUCAACGCGAGAAAAAUCCACGGCCAGAGGAAUAUAUUCGAGGGAAUUUUCACAAACCCUAUUUUCUACUCCAUAUGGGUUGGAACGUGUCUGUCACAGAUUUUCAUCGUCGAAUAUGGUAAAAUAGCGUUCGCUACCAAGAGCCUGACGCUAGAGCAAUGGAUGUGGUGUAUCUUUUUCGGAAUCGGAACACUCGUUUGGGGACAACUCAUCACCACGGUGCCGACUCGCAAAAUUCCAAUGAUCCUUUCUUGGGGCCGAGGUCAUCCAGAGGAGUACACGGAAGCUAUUAAUAUUGGCGAAGAGAAAUUCGACUUGGACUCUGACAAAAAACCUCGUACUGGCCAAAUAUUGUGGAUCAGAGGUCUGACAAGAUUGCAAACGCAGGUGAUAGGUGGUGAAUUACAAGAACGUUUGAUUCCAGUUCCAUACAGCAAGAGCUCGACUGACCAAGCUGUGGGGCAAAAUCACAUCCGAGUAGUUAAUGCUUUCCGACAGGGCCUAGAUGCUCGGUAUGGUGAGCACAGCAAUACCUCAUUAGCCGAGGUUCUCCGCAAACAGACAUCCCUAUCUAAAAGGUUGUCUCAAACUUCUUCCAUUGAAUACGCUGAUAACAUCCCAGAUGAAUUGACGAUACCGGAGAUAGACGUUGAGCGAUUGUCCUCACAUAGCCACACGGAGACAGCUGUUUAGCUUCCUGUCCAACACCAAAUAGUCCUACUGCUAUCGUGUACUCUGCCUGUUCCUGCUCUGCCUCGAUCCUACUAUCAACCUAGCGACAUACUCGGCUAUUCCAUUAGUUUCCGAACUCCCCGUUCACGCACCACAGUCGUAGUCGAGAGCACGUAAUUGAACAGUCCUUACUGCUGCUGUGGUUGUGAAGUAGAGCACUUUCGGGUGGGUAAUUCGACCAGACUUGACUCCACAUACUAUAAUCGCUCUCGAUAAUCGCAGUCGCCGCGUAAGCUCCUGAAAUUCGUUGAUUUGUUAUUUAGUGGUUUUGUUUUGUACAAUCGAAAAACAGGAUGCCGUGCUGUCGAUAUGGACUAAAAGAUUAGCAAUAAAUGAGUGUCUGAGGGUUCACUCAUAGCGUUAAAUUAGGUGCCUAGAUGGGAUUCUUCUCAGAGUGGGAAUCUCACAUAACGAGGGCGCGCGGAUUCCUUCUGACCGCGCUUCUUCGCGAGGUUGUUACACAACAGUACUCAGUGUAGUCAGUUCGCACGUCCUCGUUCCCUCUCGCGGCCUGCCGCCCCAAGUCGCUUCCUUCCAUCGGGGACGGCUGCCCGCCUUAUUUUUAACAGUAGAGAUCAGAUGUUGUUUGCCAAAUGUCUGGGGAGAAGCAGUAAAUGUUCACACGCUAAUGAUAUUUACAUAAUUCAUAUUGUAACCAUAUGCAAAGUACUGCCUCUCCCCAUUUUCAUUAUAUUGUAACCUAGGUCUAAAUAUACAGUAGGUAGAUUGAAGUCUAAUUUAGAGAACACAAAUUAUACAUAUAUAAUGUAAUAUAAAUACGAUAUGAAUUAUAUGUACCCAUAUUUCUGUACGUAGGUAUAAAGUAUAUCGUAUAAGGUGCUAAGUGCUAUUGCUGCACGAUGAUCCACCAGUUACUUUGUUUUAUACAUGUGUACUUCAUUAUUGAAAGCAGUGAAUAUUAUUUAAACUUAGUACAUAUUUAAUAGUCUGUGUAUAAUGGCGUGCCAGACCAACAGGCUGCGACCAUCUGAACUAGUUUCUUAUUGCGGAAAUGGUACUUGGAUCUCCUCAUCACUGCUAUUUCGGCCUUGUUCAAUUUUGACCUACCUACAGUCACCACAAUUUCACUCGAGUUAACAGAGGCUUACGGCCUAUGAUAAUGGCAUUCCACCGAUCUUUCUUCAUUCAAGUGGACCCAAAAGAAAUCAUUAGUUUAUAUAUCUCGAUUCAUAUAUUCAGUUCAGGCGUCUCAGGUUCCCGUAGAAAAAUCAAUACUUACGUUUGACUGAAAACUAGUAUGACGUUUGUACGGACAGUAAUUGACAUGAAUGUUCAAAGAGUGACUUUUUUAUCAUAACUGUUACCAUUUUUAUCAAUACUUAUCAUGUUAUAUUUAAUUAUAUUAUAUUUCAAUCGAAGUAUUUGCGUGUAGCUUGGAAGUGGCCUGUUUUUCUGGCCCCUUCACGCACACCUUUAUACACUACUCCAUAUCGGAUUCAUGAAUUGAUUGGAACAUGUUGCCAAAUCAGUAGCGUAGAAUAAGGUAGGUUCUUCGAUUGUCUCCAAUUGUAAGACGCGACAUGUUCCCACUUAUAAUUUUAGAAACAAAUGUUUCACUUUUUUUACAAUAUCGGAGUAUUAUGUUUUGGUAAUUUGGCUUGUGUACAGCCUCGAAGAAAACUUUUUACAAUCUACCUCAUGUUAAUAUAUUUAUUUAUUCAAGACACCACUGAAAAUUGUGUAGUUUUACUAGUAUGGGCGACGCUUCGAAAAGCAACUGCGACCCAAAUAUGUUCGUUAGUCGUCUUCCAAUUUGCGACGUGCAUCCUUCGAACAAUCUAAACGAUAAAUCCUUAUGGCGAAAGGCACACAUUCGCCUUGGAUUUUGGUAGUUAUUUCAUUUUUCUAGACUUGGCAAUAUGUUCCUGUGAUAGCUGGAUCUGCUAGCGUGGUGAUGUCGUCACUAAUCUGUACCAAUCUAGUCGAUCACAUACACACAUUUAUAUGUAAUUGUCGGAUUGUUGUCGAAUUGCCCCGGCAGAGCGGUUGCGGUCAAAGUGAUCCUACUCCAUCAUGACACCUUUGGUUCCCCUCGGGGGGUAAAAAAAUAUUACGCUUCGGAGUCUUACAUUUGAAUUUCAUUCAAGCACCCUCAUUUCCAUAUAUAACUAAAUUUAAUAAUAUUCAUUUUAUAUAAAUCAACUUUUUUGUGGUACAAUUUUAUCCAUUAAAUUUCAGAUUUAACGCUUUCCUUUGCAAGGACAUCUGAAAAUGUAGCUUGUUUUAGUUUGUUAAAAAAAUGUUGAUGAAAAGGACUGCAGAUGGAGUAGAUUUGCUCGACCCCUUGUCACUUACCUAUUGUAACUAGUAGUAUAAUUUGAUUAUGUUAUUUCCUCUAUUUAUCUGUGGUUUGUCACAACCUACUCAUCAACUCCAUUACAUGUCUAGUUGAUCAACGAACCCAUUCAUGGUAUGAUAAGUAGUUAUAAUAUAGUUGUACAAUACAUCUUGAUACACGAUUCGGUUUCUUUUCCAGCCUCACAAAAUUCACAAUUAUUUGAAGAUGGGGUGUUGUUAUAAUAUUGAGUAAUGUAUGGUAUGAACAUUAGUGUCGGUGAGAUGCUACUCUCGACUAGCAUUUGCUCGCCACCACUGUCACAAAGAUAUAAAAUACUGCAAAAAACUCCCAAUUACUCAUGCCAAAGUUUGUGACAUGGCAUUUCAGUUGAAUGUUGUUAUUCGUAAUUUAUAAUAUUACAAUAUUAAAUCGUUAAUUUGUUAUAGUUGUUAUUUUAUAUAAUAUAGAGUCGCCUUUGCUCUAGUGUUACUGGCCCACUAGUGGAGAGUGAAAUCGAGUAUGGUCGUGAACGACCAUCCC
Leptinotarsa decemlineata (Colorado potato beetle) is the source of this 6582-nucleotide messenger RNA. RefSeq names its product plasma membrane calcium-transporting ATPase 3 (gene PMCA). Gene Ontology annotation, cellular component: intracellular membrane-bounded organelle; plasma membrane. The record is from RefSeq and is a predicted model, not a curated record. Gene Ontology annotation, biological process: calcium ion transmembrane transport; regulation of cytosolic calcium ion concentration. NCBI's taxonomy places the organism in Eukaryota, Metazoa, Arthropoda, Insecta, Coleoptera, Chrysomelidae. Gene Ontology annotation, molecular function: ATP hydrolysis activity; ATP binding; P-type calcium transporter activity.